AUGAAUUUUUCAAUUGGAGGUGCUGGGAAUUGGGGUGAUAGUGGCCCUAACAAUCCUGGUGGCCAUGGCAAUAAGGGAAGAAAGAUCUACCAUCGUCACACUCCUUAUCAAAUAACACAACUCGAAGCAUUUUUCAAGGAGUGCCCACACCCAGAUGAAAACCAACGACGCCAACUAGGCAGGGAGCUCGGGCUUGAUCCUAAACAAAUCAAGUUUUGGUUUCAGAAUAAGCGGACUCAAACAAAGACUCAACAUGAGCGACAAGAUAACGCCAUGCUUCGAGCCGAAAAUGAGAGGAUGCAAUGUGAGAAUAUAGCAUUCAGAGAGGCACUCAAGAACUUGAUCUGUCCGUCCUGUGGGGGUCCACCCUGUGGGGAGCAACACCUUGACCGCCUGCACCAAGAGAAUGCCCAACUCAAACAAGAGUAUGAGAGAGUAUCAAACAUUCUUGCAAGGUGCAUUGGCAGGCCAAUAUCAGAACUGGAUUCUUCUGCUGAUGAUCCUUCCUCAGCCGGAUCUCCGCCGUCAUCGUCACCUGGAAAUUCCCUGAACCAAGGAAGUACUGGAAGUCCUAUAAGUCUUGAUAUGGACUUGGGUUCUGCCAUCACAGUUUCAGAUGAGAACAUGUUGCCAUCCUUAAUGGGAGAAGUCACAGACGUGGAAAAGGAUCUCAUGUUAGUGGCUGCUAAUAACGCCAUUGAUGAAUUACUCAAGCUGGUGCGUAUUGAGGAACCCUUAUGGAUCAAGACUGAGAUUGGUGGUGGCCAAUUCGUUCUUCACCGUGACAGCUAUGAAAAGCUAUCUCCUAGGGCUAAUCACUUCAGAUCUUCCAGUACUCGUGCAGAAGCAACCAAAGAUUCACGAAUGGUUUGGAUGAAUAGCAUGCAAUUGGUUGACAUGUUCCUAGAUCCGGUCAAGUGGGCCAAUCUUUUCCCGACAAUUGUUAGAAAAGCUGAAAUACUUGAAGUGCUUGAUGUUGGAUCAUCAUCAGCAAACCGAUCUGGAGCUUUGCAGCUGAUGUAUGAAGAGAUGCACACUCUUUCACCGUUGGUUCCUCCUCGUGAGUUCUGCUUCAUUCGUCACUGUCGACAAGUUGAUGUAGGUGUGUGGGCAAUAGCUGACGUGUCAUUCGAUUCCUUAAGAGACAACAUUCCUAUCUCUCGUACUUGGAAGUUCCCUUCUGGUUGCGUGAUUCAAGAGAUACCCAAUGGGUUCUCCCAGGUUACAUGGAUUGAGCAUGUGGAAGUGGAUGAUAAAACCCAUACACACAGGCUGUACAGAGAGCUUGUUUCAGGCAAUUAUCUUGCUUAUGGAGCAGAAAGAUGGGUGGUAACACUUCAAAGAAUGUGUGAGCGACUUGUAUUUGCCUUGGAUGAAUACACACCAGUCGAGGAAGCUCGAGAAGUGAUCAGUUCCGGAGAUGGGAGGAGGAGUAUAAUGGAGCUUGCGAAUCGGAUGGUGAGGGACUUCAGUGAAGUUCUGAACAUGUCAGGGAAGGAGUUCCCUCAUUUAUGUGAGGCAAGAAACAGUGGGAUUAGGGUUUCAGUUCGGAGGAACACAGAAGCGGGUCAGCCUGAUGGCAUGGUGGUCACUGCUUGUACCUCUCUCUGGCUUCCGGUUCUGCAUCAGACUGUGUUUGACUUCUUCACAGAUGCCAGAAGACGUUAUCAGUGGGACGUUCUGUCCAACGAAAAUCCAGAGCAUGAUGAAAUCGCACGCAUCUCCAAUGGAACUCAUCCUGGAAACUGUAUCAAAAUCAUCCGGGAGCAGCCCAUCAUCCCCGAUGAGAAGGAAAUGUUGAUUCUUCAAGAAACUUGCACUGAUGCCUUGGGAUCAAUGCUCGUGUAUGCUCCGAUCGACAUGCCACUGAUCAACCUGUGUGUGAGGGGAACCAACACUUCGCUGGUGCCGAUCCUUCCGUCAGGCUUCAUGAUCUCCGGCGACGCCACCAGUUCAUCAUCAUCGUCAGGAGGAAGUCUUCUGACGGUGGCUUUCCAGGUACUGGUUUGCAGCAACUCGGCGAUGAGGCAAUUGAGCGUUGAAACUGUGGCCACCAUCAACUCACUCCUCAGCUCCACUGUAGAGAAGAUUAAGGAUGGCUUGAACUGUGCUGGUCUGGAUUAAUUAGUUGA
Molecule: messenger RNA, 2132 nt
Organism: Prosopis cineraria
Lineage: Eukaryota; Viridiplantae; Streptophyta; Magnoliopsida; Fabales; Fabaceae
Product: homeobox-leucine zipper protein ROC8-like
Exons: 11
Coding region: 1-2124 (707 amino acids)
Molecular function (GO): lipid binding; DNA binding
Source: RefSeq, a predicted model, not a curated record